UCAUGAGAUCAUCGCGACGUACACCACGGUGCAGCGCAGAAGAAGCCUGCUUAAUAAGCGCUUACCAGCGAUUGCAGAGCAGUAGAGUCUGUAUCGCAAUCACGCAAGCUACUGUUGAAGAGCUGCACAUCUCUCAGUCUGAUCACAGUGAGUAAAGAAGUGAAAACGUCAAGAUGAAGGAUUUGUUUAUGUGUGACGUCAUACAUAGGCCAUCAAAUUUGUGUGGGUAACCCGUACAUUUUGAUGGCAUUACAUGUGCAUGCGUUGUAAAGAAAAUGGCUACCACAGUGUGUGUGUUGACAUCUCUCUGAAGCUGUCCAUUUGGAGCCAGAACAAUUCCCUCUCCCCCCAAAUACGCCGAACAAACGUUUCGAAAGGAUCUCAUUGAGCUAACGAACAAAUUCAACUGAUUCAUCUGACCGAUCAAUACCACUUUGUGUCUUCUAGUACUACAGUUACCAUGGCGUCUACUCCCGAGGGUUCAGGGGGUGGUGGUCGUAAGAGGAAGCCGGGCACCCCCCACCAGGGGGCACCGGGGGAGAAGGUGGCCAGGGCCCCCAAGAAGUGUGAUCGAAAAGCUUGUGAGAUCAUCAAUGCAGACCCAUUCUGCUUUGUGAGGGCUACAGACAAGUGUGCUAAGAACGGGUACACGUCACGUUGGUACCACCUCAGUGCUGGACAACACUUCUGUAACGAAUGCUUCGAGUACUUCUACAGAAGCAACAAGCCUGGCCAUACCAUCUUCAUGACGUGGUCGGCUAUGUGGGAUCGUGAGGCAGGAGGGGAUAAACUGAGUCCAGGUCCUAAGACCUUCCUAAUGGACCAGUACCUCCCAGUGUGGGUACAGUGUACAAGAGAGGGGUGUGGCAAGUGGCGCAAGCUCCCACCAUCCAUAGACCUGCGUCAUGUCAAACAGAACAUAGUCAAGUGUACGGAUUGCUCCAUACCUGAAGAUGAGGUGGCGGGGAUGGUGUCCAGCCCUCAUUGGAUACACACCAUGAGUUACACUCCUCUGUUGCGUUACUCUGUCCUCGCCCCACUGCUCAGUGAGUAUGUGCCUGAGGGCGUGGGGAUCAGCCCCACAACUGUGGCACACGUCAAGGCAGUCAUGGAGCGAAGGAAGGAGGAGCUUAAUGGCAAGGAGGAAGGAGAGGUCCCAUUGUGUGCUAUCUCAGUGAUCAACGACCCCCUCCACCCGUUCAACCACCCUCAGGACGGGCCCAGGGCACGAGCCUUCACUCCGGACAGCAUGGAACCCGAGGAGAUGCAACAGUUCCCUGAGUAUUGCAAGCAGACGGACGCUCAGUCCAAGGGACACAGCCCUCGACUGGAACUAUUCUGUAUCAUGAGGAAUGUCAUCCUAGCUCUCUGGUUCUACAGCCAUAAGGAGUACCUCACAGUUGGUCGCUGCAUACAAGGUCUGAGUCUCCGUGGCAUCACUCGUAUCUGGUGCUCCUAUCAGCUCCCCCGGAUCCACCAGUACCUCACUGAGCAGGGGUACAUUAACGUGGGGCUACUCAACAAUGUGUCACGCCCCCUACCAUACGCACGUGAUGGGCGUGGCACUGUCCUGAUUGUAGGGACGGGGGCAGCAGGUUUGUCUGCAGCUCAUCAUCUCAAGAACUUUGGCUUUCAGGUUCGUUUGCUUGAAGCGAGUGGGCGUAUUGGUGGGCGUGUCCGUGACGACCACUCGCUGGGCAAGUGCGUUGGUAUGGGUGCCAUGUUCAUCACUGGCAUGUCCAACAAUCCCUUCACUUUGCUGAGUCGGCAACUUGGUCUUCCUCUGAGAAUGAUUAACGAGGAAACGUGUGAGCUAUUUGAUGAGAGUGGGCGUCGCCCUGACAAGCAGUUGGAUCUGGCAGUGGAGCGACACUACAACACCACUCUAGAUAGACUCUCCGAGUGGCGGUCUCACCAUGGCAACGACUUCUCAUUGGAAAAGAAGUUGACUGACCUGCAUGAGCAAGUGGUGAUGGAGGAGAGACAAGGACGACCAUUCACUGAGGAGGAAGAUCGGAUACUGGACUUCCACUACAGCAACUUGGAGUUUGCCUGUGGAGCCACUAUAGACAAGAUCUCAUCCUUCAAUUGGGACCAUAAUGACAACUUUGCUCAGUUCUCUGGUUGCCACGCCCUCCUGCCUGAUGGGUUUGGUAUGAUAUUCUCUCGUCUGGCCGAGGACAUGGACAUACAGUUGGACACGGUUGUGAAGCGUGUGGACUUGGUGCCUGGUGGUGGGGGCGUGAGGGUGACUGACUCUCAGGGGAAGCUCUACCAAGCGGACAAGGUGAUAGUGACUGUCCCCCUCUCUGUACUCAAGAGCAACAUGAUUUGCUUCACCCCGUCACUGCCUGAGAGGAAGACACAAGCCAUACAAAGCCUGGGGGCGGGGCUUGUUGAGAAGGUGGCUCUCAAGUUUCCUGAACCAUUCUGGAGGGGGGCAGUCGGGGAGGCUGAUUUCUUUGGCCAUAUCUCCUCCAAUAGAGCUGAGCGAGCGCUGUUUGGAGUAUUCUACGAUUUCUCUAACAGAAGCAACACCGUCACCACAGCUACGGACUCUAAACCAGACGAUUUGACCUCUGAACCUAGUCAUAUCCUAUUAACCACCGUGUCUGGUGAAGCCUUGAAACAGUUCCAAUUGAGCUCAGAUGCUGCAAUAGUGUCUCGAUGUGUGGCCACUCUUCGUAAGAUGUUCCCUGGAGAGGAGGUUCCUGAGCCAUUGAGUUAUGUCAUCAGUCGAUGGGGGGAAGACCCCUAUGCUAUGAUGUCAUACUCGUAUGCUGCCGUGGGAUCGUCUGGGGAGGAUUAUGAUGCUCUGGCUGAGGAGAUAGGGGACACACUGUUCUUUGCUGGAGAGGCCACCAAUCGACGCUACCCACAGACCGUGACAGGUGCCUACUUGAGUGGUCUAAGAGAAGCACGUAAAAUAGUCAAACUGUCAAACACUCAGAGAUAGCACUUCUUGAACACUCUCAGCCUCUCAUUAGCUUGCUUUAUUCAAUUGUCAUCUGUUGAUUCAGUUCUCAGGUUGUGUUGUUCUUGUGAAAUAUAUUUGUUGUACUUGUUCAA
Messenger RNA from Halichondria panicea, 3069 nucleotides. RefSeq names its product lysine-specific histone demethylase 2-like. Gene Ontology annotation, molecular function: zinc ion binding; chromatin binding; flavin adenine dinucleotide binding. The transcript has 15 exons. Lineage: Eukaryota; Metazoa; Porifera; Demospongiae; Suberitida; Halichondriidae. Gene Ontology annotation, biological process: negative regulation of transcription by RNA polymerase II; positive regulation of transcription by RNA polymerase II. Bases 461 to 2956 code for a protein of 831 amino acids. The record is from RefSeq and is a predicted model, not a curated record.